CGGAGUCCAUCAUGGCGUGGGCAUCGUUGAACAUAGUGUUACUUUUAAUAAUUGCUUUUGAUCCUGGCUUCUCAUUUUCAUUGGGUGGAGAAGAAAAUGUGUUAAAAUUUCCGACAGAGUAUAGCAUACGAGGAGAAAUUACAAAUCUAUUCACCGGUAUUAUAAAGCCGUUUGAAUUCUGGUACAGCGCCGAAUUGAACAUGUCUCGUAUAGACUAUUACGGAGGGAUGGUGAUGAACUAUUACAUCGCCGAAAGUGAAGAGGAUUAUGGUAGAGAAUAUGCGAUAUAUCCAAGGACCACAGAUGAAAUGACAAGUGAAAUUGUAUGCGAUGAAGACACUUGGGAAGGAGAACAAAAGAAUCUAAUGACCUCAAGUGAAAACUUUACAUAUUUUGGCGAAACAAUUUACAACGAUAAGAGUGUGCAAAUCUGGAAGUACAUAGAAACAGAUGGUGAUGAUAAUACUAAAGAAGAACAAACUAUAUACGCGUAUAAGAGCACGGAUGGAGACUAUGUACCAGUUUUAUACGAAUCGUUACGACAUAAUCUCUGGUCCGGUGCCUUGGAUAGUCACAUAAUAAUCCGUUACUUCAACUUCAGUCCACUUGAUGCGGGAGAAUUAAACCUAACUAACGUCGAAGCGUGUAAGGAUACCAUCAAGCGGGAGCACACUAAGCACAAAUUCAAUGAUCUUCAUGAACUUUCAACGGACGUCGAUGAUGCUUUUCUAAGUUUCAAAAUUCAGCACAAAAAGAAGUAUAAGGUGAACGAGCAUGAGAUGAGAAAGCAAAUAUUUAAAAAGAAUUUAAGACGCGUAUUAGAACAAAACCAGAAAAAUCUUAGCUACAAAUUAACAAUCAACAAAUUCUCUGACCUUACUGACGAUGAACUUGGGUACCUUUUUGCGACAAGACCCUCCGAUCCCCAUGAUUUGGGAUCAAUGCCCUUUCCUCAUACCAUAGAAGAGGUUGAAGAAAUAGCCCAGGAUUUGCCUGAGAAUUACGACAUGAGAGUCGAAGGCUUCAUCAGUUCUAUUAAAAAUCAAGGUUCAUGUGGUUCGUGCUGGGCAUUCGCAACCACGGCAGCAGUGGAGGGUGCGCUCGCCAGAAGCAAUGGAGCUCGCAACCUUGAUCUCAGCGAGCAGUCACUAGUCGACUGCGCUUGGGGAUAUGAUAACUAUGGCUGUAAAGGAGGAAUGUUGGACAGAGUUUUUAAGUAUGUCUUGAAACAUGGCAUUCCAACUGAGGAGGACUACGGCUUAUAUUUGGAAGAGAAUGGCUUCUGUGCGAUUGAUAACAUGACCGACGUAUACCGCAUCAGAGGAUUCGCUCAAGUAUCCGUGCUCAGCGUCAACGCUAUGAAGGUUGCUCUCUAUAAAUACGGCCCAGUGACUGUUGCUAUCAACUCGUCACCAAUAAUACAAUAUAGGAAUGGAAUUUUUUAUGAUCCUGAUUGCAACGAAGACCACUACAACCAUGCCGUGACCGUCGUAGGUUAUGGUGUUCGAGAUGGUGCUACGUAUUGGAUCGUGAAGAACUCCUGGGGGGAGGACUGGGGGGAAGACGGAUACGUGCUCAUCUCAGCUACCAACAAUAACUGUCAUAUAUUAGAAGAAGCCUAUUAUCCGAUUAUCUAGUCUGAUGAAAACGUUAAUGAAAAAUAUCGUUUGAUUUCGUUUAAAAUCAAACGAAUCCAAACGAUAAUUUUCAACUGCUUAUAGAGGAAGUUUUUUGUACUGUUCUAUCAAUUAAAGAUUAUGUUUGAUAAGUUAUAACAUUUAAUUUCGAAACACAAAACAAACACAUUUUAAAAUAUAAAGUACAAUGAAGAUAAGAUGCCAGGAAGGAAAAAAUUUGAUUAUCAAAUUUCUCUAUCAGCGUAUUUAGUGCGUUUUUUUUACUUAACCGAUAGCGAUUACGUUAAUUGCGAUCUAUAUGAAUUCCGAUUAUUGUCACCAGACGGCGCUGUUUUCAUUUCAAAACUCGCACUAGUUACGAUGGUAUGAUGUAUUUUUCAAAACAGAGAAGAAACCAUUUUUUUUUUGGAAAACGUAGUACAUUUUUCUGUCGUCAAAUUAUACAUUUACUAGAUGACUUCAGUACGUUAGCUAGCCUGUUUUAUGUUAUGUCAGAUUUUUUGUGUUAGAGACAUAUAUAAAAACUUUUGUUAUUAUGUAAUUAUAUAGCGUAAAUAAAUUCCUAGCGUGCAAU
Molecule: messenger RNA, 2211 nt
Organism: Nymphalis io (European peacock)
Lineage: Eukaryota; Metazoa; Arthropoda; Insecta; Lepidoptera; Nymphalidae
Product: cathepsin L-like proteinase
Exons: 13
Coding region: 12-1637 (541 amino acids)
Cellular component (GO): lysosome
Molecular function (GO): cysteine-type endopeptidase activity
Source: RefSeq, a predicted model, not a curated record